AUGACGAAAUCGAAGCCUCACCCUCUGGCCCAACUUUCUCGGGACGAGUUUGUUAUGGCUCGCAACUGUGUAUUGAAACACCAUGGCCCCGAAACCUCCCUCUUCUUUCGUUCGAUCCAGCUCCAGGAGCCCAAGAAGGAUGAUCUCGUACCCUUCUUGAUCGCUGAGCACAAUGGCAGUCUUGAUGAGAUGACUCCUCGGCCUGUACGUUGUGCUGAGGUCGAAUACGACAUCAUUACUGGCACGAGAGAAUACACUCGCACAAUUGUUGAUGUGGACAAAGGCGAGGUUGUCUCCAAAGCCGUCCUCGAGCAAUAUGCGCAUCCCAAUAUUGCAAUAGUUGAGGUCGAAACAUUUCAAGAUGCCUGUGUUGAAUCGCAGCUCUUUAAAGACGCCAUGUCGGAGUUCACACUGCCAGAAGGCUUCGCUGUAUGCAUAGAUCCUUGGCCAUACGGCGGAACCUUUGAAGAUGGCUAUCCAUCUCGUUACAUGCAAGGCCUCGUUUUUGGAAAGAAUGUAUCUCACAACAAUCCUGACUCAAACCACUAUGCCUAUCCUAUACCUAUCAUUCCAGUUAUGGAUCUGGAGACGAGAACCAUCAUUCGUGUUGAUCGACUUGCUACAGGCAGCUCGGACGAUGACUUCAAGGCCAAAGAAAGGGGUGCAUCGCCAAAGGAUCUGUUCCAAAACAGUCACGCAGCAGAGCAUGUCCCAGAACUACUGGACAGACCCCUUCGUGAAGACCUGAAGCCUCUCAAUGUGACACAGCCUGAGGGUGCCUCGUUCACGGUCUCGUCUGAUGGUUUGAUCGAAUGGCAGAAAUGGCGGUUCCGUCUCGGAUUUACUCCGCGCGAGGGUGCUGUUCUUCACGACGUCUGCUACGAGAAUCGAAGUAUCUUGUAUCGUCUCAGCUACAGCGAACUGACCGUUCCAUACGGCGAUCCUCGCCCGCCUUUUCACCGCAAGCAUGCUUUUGAUCUUGGAGAUGGAGGUGUCGGAAGAGCUGCCAACAAUCUUCAGCUAGGAUGCGACUGCCUCGGGGCAAUUCAUUAUGUCGACUCCUAUCUUGCUGGUCCAGAUGGUCUACCAACCCCUGCAAAAUCCGUUAUAUGCUUGCACGAGCAAGACAACGGUAUCUUGUGGAAACACACAAACUUCCGUACCAACAGAGCUGUCGUCACGCGCAUGAGAGAGCUCGUCGUGCAAUUCAUAGUCACAGUUGCGAAUUAUGAAUAUAUAUUUGCAUACAAGCUUGGUCUCGCUGGAAAUAUCACUAUUGAGACUCGAGCAACUGGCGUUGUCAGCGUCGUUGGGAUAGACGAGGACAAGACAAGUCGGUAUGGCAAUGUGGUUGCGCCUGGUGUUCUCGCACAGAAUCAUCAGCAUAUUUUCUCAGUACGGAUUGACCCAGCCGUUGAUUCGUAUAACGCCCAGGAUACGCAAAUCGUUGUGGAAGAGAGCAUCGGAAAACCUGUUGAUCCAAAGACCAACCCAAGAGGAAACUUGUACGAAGUCGAGCGCAACAAAGUGUCAAAGGCUUCAUGGACAGAUGCUGAGCCACGUUUGAACCGUCUCAUCAAACUGGAGAAUGCUACAAAGCACAACGCUAUGUCAGGUCGACCAGUGGGAUACAAGCUCAUACCACCAGCGACUCAGAUGAUGUUAGCAGAUGCGACGAGCGUGGCUGCCGCUAGAGCCCCUUUCGCUCAGCAUAACGUCUGGUUCACUGGCUAUCGUGAUGGUGAGCUAUGGGCGGCGGGUGAGUUCACAAACCAGAGUAAUGGCGAGGCUGGGGGAGUGUCUGAUAUGGUCAAAAGAGGAGACUGGUUCACAGACGAGGGUGAUGGAGAGGCGACGAAUGGUGAUCGUGGGGAUUGUAAGAAAGGCCGACGAAGUAGCCCCGUCGUGUGGGUAUCCUUCGGUCUCACUCACAACCCGAGAGUUGAGGAUUGGCCUGUCAUGUCGGUUGAAAUCCAACAGGUCCAUCUUCGUCCUGCCGACUUCUUCACAUCUAACCCUGCCUUGGACGUCCCAUCGACAAGGAAUGAGAGCAGCAUGCUCGUGUCUUGCUGUGACAAUACGAAAGUUGUUGGAAGAGAGAAGGAACCCUUGGUGAAGAAUAGUCCCACAAGCCAUCUUCAAGGCGGAGAAAACGGUAUUGAGGCUAGAAUGGCGGGUGCCCAUGUCGCCGAUGGAACUGAGGUAUGA
Fusarium venenatum is the source of this 2208-nucleotide messenger RNA. NCBI's taxonomy places the organism in Eukaryota, Fungi, Ascomycota, Sordariomycetes, Hypocreales, Nectriaceae. The record is from RefSeq and is a predicted model, not a curated record.